Messenger RNA from Syngnathus typhle (broad-nosed pipefish), 4778 nucleotides. It is a transcript of the gene alkal1, whose product is annotated as ALK and LTK ligand 1. The record is from RefSeq and is a predicted model, not a curated record. Gene Ontology annotation, molecular function: receptor signaling protein tyrosine kinase activator activity; receptor tyrosine kinase binding. The coding region runs from base 145 to 615 and encodes 156 amino acids. The transcript is spliced from 6 exons. Gene Ontology annotation, biological process: positive regulation of ERK1 and ERK2 cascade; positive regulation of ERK5 cascade. Lineage: Eukaryota; Metazoa; Chordata; Actinopteri; Syngnathiformes; Syngnathidae.
ACCCCCAAGAAGCCGACUGCUCCACAUAUAAAUAGAGACGGGAGAAUAUUGCUCCAAAACCGGUGGUGAACAAGAAGAUCGAGCUCGCUGCAACCAGGACCAAGUUUAUUCGAGAAGUCAGCUGUGUCCACUCAACACUCUAUCAUGCAGGUGGAGAGGAAAUGGCACAUACUCUUGACUUUCCUCCUUCUGCUCAUCACCUCCGGCCAGUGCGUGGACAACAAGGAGGUCAAGCAGGAGAGAAGAGCCCUGUUGGAUUUAAUCCUACAGGUGAUCAGAUACAGACAGCAAUGGAACAAACACAUUUCCAGGCGUUGCAGUGGGGAAGUCUUCACGUCCCUUCAAGACCUGAGGUUGUCCUCCCGUGAAAAGCCUCUGUACGUUCCCAGGCUGGAUAACAGUAAACUGAUAGAAAUUGUUCCCCGAGAUCUAAACAUGAAACACAAGUUCAUUCAGCACUUCACAGCAGGACCAGUCAAGUUCUCAUCGGAAUGCAGAACACAUUUCGACAGACUUUAUCACAACACAAGAGAUUGCUCAAGACCAGCAUAUUACAAAAGAUGCGCCAGAUUGCUGACACGCUUAGCAAUGAGUCCACUCUGCGCACAAUCCUAGAUAUGGGUCGCCACAGCGAACCAUCUGUUUCCAUCUCACCCGAUCCUGCGAAUCCUAACUAACUUCAUGUCCUCUUUUACUUCAUCCACAAAUCUCCUCUUGACCUCAUGCCGGGUGGUUCCAUCCUCAGCAUCCUUCUAUCAAUACAUUCAUCAUCCCUCCUCUGAACAUGUCCCAACCAACCCAGUCUGGCUUUAUCUCCAAAACACCUAACACGCCCUGUCCCUCUGAUGCACUCGUUCCUGAUCUUAUCCAACCACGUCAUUCCCAAAGAGAACCUCAGCAUCUUCAUCUCCGCCACCUCCAUCUCUGCCUUCUGUCUUUUCCCCAGUGCCACUGUCUUAUCCACUUUUCCUUAAAUGUUUUGCUGUUACUCUUUUAUCACACAUCACCCCUGAUACUUUUCCGUUCCACCCUACUUGGAUGCACUUCUUCACCUCUUUUCCACACUCUCCGUUGCUCUGGGCUUUUGAUCCUAAGUACUUAAAAUAAUUUACCUUCUGGAGCUCUACUCCCUCUAGUCUCACCAUUCCAUUUGGUUCCCUCUCAUGUACACACAUGUAUUCUGUCUUCUUUUGGUUAAUCUUCAUUCCCCUCCUUUUCAGGGCAUACGUCCACCUCUUUAGAUUUCCUUCCACCUGCUCCAUACUUUCACUUACAGAUCACAAUGUUAUCUGCUAACAUCAUGGUCCAUGGAGAUUCCUGUCUCAACUUGAAUGGCAUCUAUUGUUGAACGUAUUUUUUCCUCUUGUAUAAAAUUUAAGAACAUUGCCUAUAUAAUACACCGGGAAAAAAUAUUUUCAAUCAAAGUCAAAGUCAAAGUCAGCUUUAUUGUCAAUCUCUCCACGUCACAACACACAAAGAGACCGAAAUUACGUUAUUCUCUAUCCCACGGUGACGAGACACAUAACACGAUAGACAUACAAGUACGCGACACAAUAUAAAAACAAGAAGGCAAAAAAUUCAAACAAUCAAUAGUAAGAACCUGAGUUGAACUAUUCCACUGCACUCUAGAUUUUUUUGUGUAUCUCAAUCAGAUAGUAUUUUGAUUUAUGAUGAUGAAAAGGCUGAACAUUUUUCUUCUCACUCAUCAGAGUCCUGCAAUUACUGGCAUGUGUCUACCAUUACACAGUUUAAACCUGACAACUAUCAAAACAAACCUAGAAAGAAAAAAAAACUGGAAGUGUUUCUUCUUUUAUUUGUGCCAAAUGUGAAAAUUGCUCAUUUCCACUCAUCCAAAAUCCUGCAUGUUUGUUUUCAAAGCUUCCCAAAAGUUGAACAGAGCAAGGCUGUGCGUUCAAUCCAAAUCUAAAAGAGACCAUCUCGGUAGGGAAUUUAGACAAUGUCCUCACAAUAUCUCAUUGUCACAAAAUUCGACAUAACCAGGAAAACAGGAUCUGCCGUUGUCCAUCCCAUCCAUCUGUCCUGUCUUCAGAGCCGCGCCUCGGGAACAGUUAGCGGUUAUUUAAUGGGUGGGGGUAGUUCACAACAAAAAUAUUUAGCAAAUAGGAUUUUCCUCUGGGUACUGACAGAAAGUGAGAAAGAAACAGGCUUAGCCAAAGAUAACAGAAGCUCAUUUCUCAUGCAGGUGUGUUUUGAUGGCUUUUUGAAGUUCAAAAUGUUCUAUUUUCUAUAUAGUGCCUGUCCUCAAAGAUUAUUUUUUUGUUUAAUGUGAAUGUGUUUUAAUCAAAUCAUUAUUUACAAUUUUUCUGUUGAUUUAGCCACAGUGUUAAAGUUCACACUGUAAUGUAAGCUUAGUUUCAAAAUAUUAAAUGUUUUGUUUUUGAUAAACAGAUUUUUUACACCACUUCACUUGGAAAUUGGUGCAAAAAGUUUGAUAACCGUUGCUCAAGACAUACGUAUACAUCUAAUGUACAAUAUAGCAUAAAAAUUUAAUAAUCAUUUUCAGGACUACCGUAUUUUCCGGACUAUAAGGCACACCGGACUAUAAGGUGCACCUUCAACGAAUAGCCCAUUUUAAAACUUUGUCCUUAUAUAAGGCGCACCGGACUAUAAUGCAUCAUGUCAGAUUUUUAACCCAAAUCAAAUCAUUCUCCAUUUCAUCUUUUUUAUUUAAACUUCAGACGCAACAAAUUACUUUAUAAUCACAAAAUAAUGAUCCAUGGUCUUUUCGAUUCAUGAUUCAUAGUCUUCAGCGGGCCACUUAUGAUUGAUUUCAUGACACAAUGCUUCGGGCCAGUUUAAAUUUAGGAAUUUGGUCCAUAUAUAAGGCACACCGGACUAUAAGGCGCACUGUCGACUUUUGAGAAAAUACUGGGUUUUUAGGUGCGCCUUAUAGUUCGGAAAAUACGGUAUUAUUUUUCCACCAUUGUACAGUUCAAUUGGCAAAGUUUUAACUAUAUUCCCCAACUUUAAUCUCCAUCAAAGCUUUUCCCUGACACGUGAUAAUUACUUGAACCAUAGGCAAGCAGUGGCGGUGGCUUCCGCUCCAGCUAUAAAAGGAUUAGCCAGCUAAAAAUACAGCAUGCUCCUCAUGGGGACACAUUCGGGAUCCCUUUCGCCUCUGGGUGGCCGGGGCACGGAUGCACGUCGGUAAUCUGAAGAGGAUAUCGCUUAUCUGGAGACAAACAGCCUAGAUUGAGAGAGGAGACAGAAGAUGCGCUUGGGACGGCAUGUGGGAGGGCUGUAACACAAUUACACACAAGCACCAAACCUCCUCUGCUACCACUGAGAAAUACCACCACAAUAAAUUGUCCGCAGAAACCAUUUGCUUCCUGUCAGCCUGCACCAUCUGAACCAAAUCUUUAUCCCCCUCGCACCAACAUUUUUUCAUUGAUUUACUCAUGCAUUUUGCUCCUUGAACUUCCAAUGCUCUAAAAGCAUGCAUGUCAUUUUAUUCAAGAGAGCUUAUUUUUGUGAUUGAUAUAUACAUAUGUACAUAUAUAUGCACAUGCAAUGGAAUGUAACCAGUAAUAAAUAACCUAGCUAGAUUAGUUUUAUUCUUAUGUUGGAAUGUAACCUGUAAUAAAUAACCUAGCUUGUCCCAUCCUACACAACGUCGUAAAACUCCCCCUGCUAUGCUUUGACUAGAGGUCAAGGGCUUUCUCUUCUCUAUCCAGUCCACUGUCACCCCCACCCUGUUUCUCUUAAUAAAAAUGCUCUUGCAAGAGGCCAGAGUCAGACCUCAUUCGAUCAUCGCUGUACGCACAGCGAGGAAUGACUCUCCACCUGCAGGUGUCUAAAAGGACUUAAUUGUCUCCCGUGUGGUUCUUGCAAAAUAAGUUAGAGUGAGCACCACUGUAACAAAUAUGGAUUUGUGGAUGAGGACUGAUUUAUUGAAGUAAGCUUUACGUGUUUAUUUUGUGUGUUGUGUGAUAUUAACGUUUGAGCAAUGUUGAGUUAUUGAUAUAUUGUUGUUGUUUUCACUAUUUCGAGUGUUACUAUAUUGUGAUUGCAUUAACGUUUGAGCAACGUUGAGUUAUUUAUUCUAUGCGCCUUAUAAUCCGGUGCGCUUUAUAUGUGGACAAAGUUUUAAAAUGGGUCAUUCAUUGAAGGUGCACCUUAUAAUCCGGUGCACCUUAUAGUGUGGAAAAUACAGUAUACUAUACGCAUAUAUGUACCCCUAGACAUGUAUACAUAUAUACGUGCAUACAUAGUAUAUACAUCUUCACAUAUAUGUGUAUAUGUGAAUGUGUAUAUAAGUAUUUGAUCAAUAUCAGAAGUUUAUAUCAAUACUUUGUUAUAUACCCUUUGUUGGCAAUGUCAGAGGUCAAACUUUUUCUGUAAGUCUUCAUAAGGUUUUCACACAGUGUUGCUGGUAUUUUGGUUCAUUGAUACGAUUUCAAGGAGUGCUGAAGCUUUGUUUGCUUGGAAGUUGUUGGCUUAUUCUGUAUCAAGGCUCUUUAGAGAAUUCUUUUUAUUGAUUUUUUGCGAGCUUGUGGCUUUACUUUGAGAUAUUGGUCUGACGUGUUUAUUGAGGGACAGUUGGAUGAACCUGUUUUUCAAAAUCAAACUUCUAUAAAUCGCUGAUUCAUCCAGGGUUUUUUUUUGUGUUGUCUCUUGAUGGCCCGGAACUAAAUCAGGUAUAAAUCCCACCCCUUGGAUGCAUGUUUUCAGGUGCUGAGUGUGAGACAAUUUCAAUUUGUAAAAGCAUCUCCUCAUGAAUUAAACCUCACUGUCAAGUGGCUUCCAAAGCAUAUAAA